This is a messenger RNA of Arachis duranensis, 2220 nucleotides long. Its product is annotated as peroxidase 9. The record is from RefSeq and is a predicted model, not a curated record. Bases 1098 to 2141 code for a protein of 347 amino acids. The transcript is spliced from 4 exons. Gene Ontology annotation, biological process: response to oxidative stress; hydrogen peroxide catabolic process. NCBI's taxonomy places the organism in Eukaryota, Viridiplantae, Streptophyta, Magnoliopsida, Fabales, Fabaceae. Gene Ontology annotation, molecular function: peroxidase activity; heme binding.
AACUUGGUGUUGUUUCAAAGGUACUCAGAGUAAUGCUACCAACAUUUUAAAUUUGAUUACAUUUUAUUGUGAAAUAUAUUAAGUUUGAUUCAAUAAAUGUAUAAUUAUGUUGCUUAUGUAUCAUGCUUUUAGUGAUCAAAUAUUGUAUUAAUAUGCAUAAGAAUUUCUAGCUGUUGACUAGUGUAUGCCCAAGUCAUGAAAUCAAAAUUGCUGACUCUAAAGUAUGAACUGCCUUUACCAACUCUUUGAAACAUUUCACCUUAAGCAAUUCACAGUGCAAUAUGGUUCAAUAUUGAAGUUCACCAAUGUUCAUUUGUGUAACAUGAAUGGAAACUGAAAGUAUUGAGUAAUGUCAGGCCCUCAGGGCACUUGUUCUAUUCUUCGAACCAAAGUCCUCUCUCUUUUUCCUUGCAUCCCAUAAAGAAACCAAGGAAAGAAAGAAAUACAGCUAUUCAAAUAUGUUAACUUCUUUUGAUAAUAAAUUAUGACAAAGUCAAAUUUCAAUUGUUCUACACGUAAGAAAUAUCUUCUGAGAUAAUUUACAUGAAUCAACAAGGCAAGAGAAUGUGAUUAUUCGGUAUGAAUAAUAAUACUCAAAAAAGAAUAAAUUUGUCUGAUAAAAGAUAAAUUUUAUCCCUUACAAUUUUUUUGAAGGAUGAGAUUGGUGUUUAUUGUAAAUAAAUAAAAGGCAUCUAAUGCAACAAGAUGCCUAACUUUAGAGAAUAAGUGUGACCCUUUAUUUGGUCCCAAAUCAAAGUGGCAUUUCCCAUGUGAUCAUGACAGAUACAUGUACAUUUAUUUACAUUUUCGGCCGAGUACUUAUCUGCCAUACUUUUAACCUUAAUAGUAGUGUAAAACUUUGUACAGUGCUUAAAAAUUAAACUUGGAGGAAAAAAUGGAUUCUUUGCCCCUUUUUAUCAAAUCUAGAGCAGGUAAUAGCACAACCACUGGGAAACAGAAUUGAACAAAUUACAUCAGAAAUUCAGAAUCAAGGCAAGGACAAAUAUGGAUGCUGUUUGAAGAAGUCAUUGAUUCAUAGCUCUUUUGCUUUCCCGGUUGGGGUGGAAGAAGUCAUUGAUUCAUAGCUCUUUUUCACAAUGCAUUUCAUCAAACUCAAUAAUCUUCUUGUGAUAGCUUUGGUUUCAACUUCACUACUAUCUUCUUAUGCGUACCCUGGCUUCAACUUUGGUUGGGGUGGAAGAAACCAUGGAAGUAGGGGAGGAAUAUCUUAUGGUCUUUCUCCUCAGUUCUACCAAUUCUCAUGCCCUCAAGCCAAUGACAUUGUCAUGUCAGUGUUGGAGAAAGCCAUGGCUAAAACCAUGAGAAUUGCUGCUUCUCUUCUUAGACUUCACUUCCAUGAUUGCUUUGUCCAGGGCUGUGAUGCUUCGAUUUUGCUGGACGAUAGCCCUGCAAUAGUAAGCGAAAAAAACUCUGGCUCGAACAAGAAUUCCGUCCGAGGUUUUGAAGUGAUCGACGAGAUCAAGGCUAAGUUGGAAGAAGCAUGCCCUCAGACUGUGUCUUGUGCAGACAUUCUUGCUCUUGCAGCAAGAGGCUCCACUAUUCUUAGUGGAGGGCCUAACUUGGAGCUACCAUUAGGGAGGAGAGACUCGAGAACAGCAAGUUUAAUUGGUUCAAACAACAUUCCACCACCAAAUGCCACCAUUCAAAAUCUAAUAACAUUUUUCAAGCGUCAAGGCCUUGAUGAAGUUGACCUUGUUGCCCGCUCAGGUGCACAUACAAUUGGGGUGGCAAGGUGUGCAACAUUCAAGCAAAGACUAUACAACCAAAAUGGAAAGAACGAAGCAGACGUGUCAAUAGAAAGAACAUUCUACUUUGGUCUCAAAACAGUGUGUCCAAGAUCAGGUGGUGACAACAACAUUUCCCCAUUGGACUUUGGUUCUCCCAGGAUGUUUGAUAACACUUACUUCAAGUUCAUUCUUCAAGGAAGAGGCUUACUCAAUUCUGAUCAAGUUCUUCUCUCUGGUGGUGUCAUCAAGACUCAAGAACUUGUCAAGAAAUAUGCUCAAGAUGAGGCUUUCUUCUUCCAACAAUUUGCCAUGUCUAUGAUCAAAUUGGGAAACCUUCGACCCAUUACCGGUUUUAACGGCCAAGUUAGAAAGAAUUGUCGCCGAGUUAAUUAAUAAUUAAGUAUAAUCAUGCGUUUAAUUAGUAAUAUUAUUGACAUGAUGAUGAUAUAUAAAAGUAGUAAAAUUUUAUGUA